Messenger RNA from Diversispora eburnea, 234 nucleotides. The record is from the annotation of a GenBank genome assembly. Lineage: Eukaryota; Fungi; Glomeromycota; Glomeromycetes; Diversisporales; Diversisporaceae.
AUGGCUGGACCUAAUUUAGAAUUAUUUAAGUUUGCUGUUUAUAUUUUCUUUCCUGUAGCAACAAUGUAUUACUUUGGUGCACCUGAAUUUUAUGAAAAACAUGUUAAAAUGGUUAGAAAAUGGCCAGAAAACACCCCGAAUAUACCUAAUAAUCAAAAAGAUAUCUUGGAAGAAUUAAAGAGAUUAAAGGCAGAAAGAUUAGCAAAGAAGAAUAAUAAUUCGACUGAUUCUUGA